UUACUACAAUUAGACAACUGAAAUGAAGUUCAUACCAAAAGCGAUAGAAAUAAUUAUCCUUUUUGGAUUAAUGGUCUGUAUGGCUUUCGGAAACGUUUUACCUAAUGGUGAUAAUUCAAGUUCUUUGACUGAACCAUCAAAGGAUAAAUUGCUAAGAAAUGCUAUCGAUCAGUUGUAUAAAGAAACUAUGAUUCGGCUUGAAAUUGAAAAGAAGUUACGUCUCUUGACAAAUGAGAUUUCAAAUCUUAAAACUGAAGGAGAACACAAUGGACCAUCUACCCAAGAAAAUAAAGGAGACAUUUUACAAAGUAAUUAUUUAGAAAAACAUGUAUGUAUUACUUUCCCUUCUCUUGUAGAAAAAUUUGGAUAUGGAUUUUAUGCAUAUGUGUCCAGUGACCUUACAAAUCCUGGUGGUCAACACACAAUUGUUUAUGACGACAUUAAAACAAAUUUUGACAAUGCAUACAACCAGUACACGGGAAUCUUUACGGUACCAAAGGACGGUCUUUAUUCGUUUACCUGGGUAACACGCGUUCAGUGCAGUGAAGCGUACACUAGUGAACUAAUUGUCAACAAAGAUGUGCUUGGUAGUACAUAUGCUUACUGCGGUUGGAAUACCGUCACUGGAAAUGCCAUUGUAAAAGUGACAAAGGGCGAUGCAGUAUUUAUACGUACCCGACCAGGUGUUGGAAAGGGAAUGAUUAGAAGUAAUGAAUAUGGAAGAACUUCUUUCUCUGGGUUCAUGAUCAAUUAAGAUUCAAGACAUACAAAAGAAUAAUGCAUGCAUAGUUUUGUAAGAAAAUAUUUACGACAUUUUUUUUGUUUG
Molecule: messenger RNA, 826 nt
Organism: Saccostrea echinata
Lineage: Eukaryota; Metazoa; Mollusca; Bivalvia; Ostreida; Ostreidae
Exons: 2
Coding region: 23-754 (243 amino acids)
Molecular function (GO): protein binding
Source: RefSeq, a predicted model, not a curated record